AGCCACGGUGCGGCAGCAGUAUUUUUGAAAAUGAAGUUAAUCCUACUAUCAAUAUUAGUAUUUGCGAACAUCCAUUACAUCAGAGGAAAUGGCAUCAGAAUACCCUUAUCGAUAUACGACGAAGCGUCACAUAAAUACAGUGACGGAACUUAUAUGGACCAUCAAGGGUUGUAUGGAACCAUUUCAAUUGGAACUCCGCCACAGAAAAUCAACGUAUUACUCAGUAGAACUUACACUUCCAUUUAUGUGCUCUCAAGUUAUUGCAGCAGUUCUGCAGUUUGCCAAAAUCACAAUACAUAUAACCACAAAAUCUCGACAACUUUCCGAGGUGGAGAUGACUUCGACACAAAAAUUCGGCAAGAUAUUAAUCAUUAUGGAGUUGAAGCAACUGAUACAAUUACAAUAGGUAAUUUCCAAAUACAAGAUGUAUCGGUUUUGGUAAUUACAAGCGGAGAGGAUUACGACAAUAAACCAUACGAUAGUACUGUGGGAUUGCUUCCUGGAAGCGAAUUUUUAAAAUCCUGCGAAAAACUUGGAUUGAAGAAGAAAUUUUCAUUCUACACCAAUUCUCCUUGGGACAAUAAUACCUCUGAAUUGAUGUUAUGCGGCGAAGACAAGACAAAGUUUAGGGGUAACAUGCAAUACCUUACUGUAGGUGCAACUGGAUAUAAAGGAUGGGUCGUUACAAAACUGAGAAUUAUGUUGCAUCAUAACCAUGAAAAAAUGCCAAAAAUGGAAUCCCAAGAUGCGAUACAAGAUGUCAGAUUAUUAUUUUUCGAUUUUGCCUCGUCAUACAUUAUUGGACCGUAUGAUGACAUUGAGAGAAUCUACCGUAAGUUAAACACCAGAAGAUCAAAAAUCCGUGAUGACUUACAGGAGGUUGACUGCAAUAACAUUCACGCAUUACCGAGUAUCACGUUUGGAACUGCUGAUAGUAAUUUCACUCUUACAGGAAAUGAUUACAUCAAACAGAUGACGCAAAAUGAUGAACGGGUCUGCAUAGUUCGACUGCUAUCACACUCACAGAAUUUUUGGACUAUAGGAAGCGUUUUUUUCAGAAAGUAUUACACUGUAUUUGAUGCUGAGCAGAACAGAAUUGGAUUCGCCGAAAGCGUUCAUCCGCCUGCUAAGAUAAUGGUCUUCCUUUUCUAAUGGGAUGAUGAAAAUAACGUUUCAAGUACCUACUUACUCUUUAAUUUCUAUUUUAAGAUUGAAAUAAUAAUAAUCAAUAUUUCUGACCGCUAAAGAAUAACACGCAAGAGUUUCUGUUACCUACAAAUGGCCAAAAUUUUACAUUCACUCCCCCCUUGUGUAUUGCUUCACUAAAAAUUUGAGAGAUGCGUACCUAAGUUGCAGAUAGUAUGUUACCAAUAAUUGAAAAUUCAAAUAAAUUCCAUUGGCAUAUUUUGGUCAGCUAAUAGGAAUAGGGAGGUAUUUCAACUUUUAAUGAUUUCUUUAAAAUGAAAUGCAGCUAUAGUGUAACGUUCAUGAUGUACCUAGUAAUUCCGCAACUACCACUAUCAUUCUGUUUAUAGAUAGGUAUUAGAAAGUAUUCGAUUUAAUAACCAUUUUUGAAUUUCGAAUUUUUGAUAUUCAUAGCACCCUUUGUCGAGAUUUCAUUCGUGAUUUGAAUCAUACAUAUGAUGAGUCACGACUCACGAAUCAGGUUUACGAAUCUAAUUUAGCUCCUGGUUCUCUCCAUUAGACAGCAUUAGGUACUUUUAAUUUUUGCAUUUGCAAAAUUUUACCAUAAUUUUGAAACAUUUUAUAGGUAAUUUUUGCGGAAAUGUUUCAAUCUUUCAAGCAGUAGUUGAAAAGUUGAACUUGUUUUUUUUUGUUUUACCAAAAUGUCAUCAAUUUGAGCAAGAUUCUUUUGCGACAAAUAAAACAAUUUCACAGUUUUCGUCAUAUUUUGUGCAAUUUUUACAAAGUUUUAUACCUUGUUGAGAAUAUAGGUAAUUGAUUCAUUUUUAGUAUUGUUCAAUAAUCUGUGCAAUAUUCGCAAUAUUUCGCUGAAUUCCGAAGUACAUAUUUCAUUCUGUUUCGUAAGUGGUAUUUUUUGAGUUUAGUUUUCAUUGAUCUUAAUAAGUUGUAAAGUCGUUUCACGCAACUUUAUUUCAACUUCAUUUAAUUUUUAUUGAAAUCUCAUCAUUUUUUUGUAAGUUCAAAUACCUACCUAUUCGCAAAGCAACUUCUUAAAACUUGAUGUUUAUCAUCUUUUGUAAACAUACCACGAAGGAGCACGAAAUGAAUUCAUAUUUUCGAAAACCAAAAAACAUUCGAAAAAUUGAGUGCUUCAAAUCGCAUUUUUCAUAAUUCGGUCAUUUGUUUUUCUAGUACUAGUUAUACGUU
Planococcus citri (citrus mealybug) is the source of this 2352-nucleotide messenger RNA. Its product is annotated as pepsin-2B-like. The transcript has 9 exons. The record is from RefSeq and is a predicted model, not a curated record. Gene Ontology annotation, biological process: proteolysis. Gene Ontology annotation, molecular function: aspartic-type endopeptidase activity. Bases 31 to 1152 code for a protein of 373 amino acids. Lineage: Eukaryota; Metazoa; Arthropoda; Insecta; Hemiptera; Pseudococcidae.